UAUCAGCUCGGUGAGAAGGUUCCCGCCAGGGUAGGCAGUGGAGCGCCGCACAACGCGCCUUCCAGCCUCCCAGCUGCAGCCCCAGUAGUUCAGACCCAGCGCCAGCAGGCCUGCUAGAUCGAUCUUCGAGCUGAAGAUGCGUCGGGGCUGGAAGAUGGCUCUGUCCGCGGGGCUGCGGGGCUGCCGCCGGGUACUUUCCUGGGUGCCAGUACUCGUCAUCGUCCUCGUCGUGCUCUGGUCUUACUAUGCCUACGUCUUUGAGCUCUGCCUGGUCACUGUUUUGAGCCCAGCAGAAAAAGUUAUCUACCUCAUAUUCUACCAUGCCAUCUUUGUGUUCUUUACCUGGACCUACUGGAAGUCUAUUUUUACACUCCCUCAACAGCCAAAUCAGAAGUUUCAUUUAUCCUAUACAGACAAGGAGCGCUAUGAAAAUGAAGAGAGACCUGAUGUCCAAAAGCAGAUCCUCGUUGAUAUUGCCAAGAAGCUACCAGUUUACACAAGGACUGGAAGUGGAGCUGUAAGAUUCUGUGACCAGUGCCAUUUGAUCAAGCCAGAUCGCUGCCACCACUGUUCUGUCUGUGCUAUGUGUGUCUUAAAAAUGGACCAUCACUGCCCUUGGGUUAAUAAUUGCAUUGGAUUUUCCAACUAUAAAUUCUUCCUUCAGUUCUUAGGUUAUUCUGUUCUCUACUGCCUGUACAUUGCUACAACGGUCUUCAGCUAUUUCAUCAAAUACUGGAGAGGGGAAUUACCCAGUGUUCGCUCUAAGUUCCAUGUCCUUUUUCUCCUAUUUGUGGCCUGCAUGUUUUUUGUCAGCCUUGUGAUUCUCUUUGGUUACCAUUGUUGGCUUGUCAGCAGAAACAAAACCACCUUAGAGGCCUUCUGUACUCCAGUGUUUAUAAGUGGUCCAAAGAAAAAUGGGUUCAACCUUGGCUUCAUCAAAAAUAUCCAGCAGGUGUUUGGAGACAACAAGAAGUUCUGGUUAAUACCUAUUGGGUCCAGCCCUGGUGAUGGACACUCCUUCCCUAUGAGGUGCAUGAAUGAAUCACAGAACCCACUGCUAGCAAAUGAAGAGCACUGGGAAGACAAUGAUUAUGACAACCCAGAUUAUCCAGAAGGUUCAUCAUCUCUUGCAGUGGAAACAGAAACAUAGCAGUUUUCACAUUUCCUGCAUCUCUAAGACAGG
Myotis lucifugus (little brown bat) is the source of this 1183-nucleotide messenger RNA. It is a transcript of the gene ZDHHC15, whose product is annotated as zinc finger DHHC-type containing 15. Gene Ontology annotation, biological process: synaptic vesicle maturation; peptidyl-L-cysteine S-palmitoylation; protein targeting to membrane. The transcript has 11 exons. Gene Ontology annotation, molecular function: protein-cysteine S-palmitoyltransferase activity. Gene Ontology annotation, cellular component: Golgi apparatus; endoplasmic reticulum. The record is from RefSeq and is a predicted model, not a curated record. The coding region runs from base 137 to 1150 and encodes 337 amino acids. NCBI's taxonomy places the organism in Eukaryota, Metazoa, Chordata, Mammalia, Chiroptera, Vespertilionidae.